Molecule: messenger RNA, 1358 nt
Organism: Rhipicephalus microplus (southern cattle tick)
Lineage: Eukaryota; Metazoa; Arthropoda; Arachnida; Ixodida; Ixodidae
Cellular component (GO): trans-Golgi network
Source: RefSeq, a predicted model, not a curated record
GUCAAAACAGCUUCGUGGUGGAGUUUCAACAGCCCGGGAACAACCUGCUUAAAUGUAGCGAGCCAUCAAGGACACUGAGGACGAACGUGAUAUUCAUCUGUGACCGGGACAAGCACAUUCCCAUUGGACCUGGGUCCCUGGUCACCAAGCUUCCGUACGACAGCAUUGACGAGCGAGAUGCGUGUGAGCGUAAUGUGACCGUGAAGUACGACGGGGCAUGUGGCUCCAGUUCACCGGUAACUUCAUCAGGAGGACUCAGUACUGGAUCCGUGCUCCUCAUACUGUUCUUCGUGGCGCUGCUGAUAUACUUCGUGGGAGGCGUCCUAGUCAACCGCAACAACGGCGCUCAAGGUGUGGAGAUGAUACCUCACCUGCAGUUCUGGAAGGAGCUGCCUUCGCUCAUAGUGGAGGGGUGCGUUUUCUUCGUCCAACUGGUCACCUGUCAAACUGGACGCACGGCGAGUUCCUACGACAACAUAUGAAAACGUGAUCUCUACCACUUCUUCCUGUCACAUCAUCAUCAACGAAAGCGUCUGCUAAUGUACUCCAUAUGAUAUUCACUCUGAGUGUAUUGAUACUUCGUGAAAAUUAUGGGUUGCUGCUUUGGCAAAACGUUUUGUGGGCCAAGUUGGUUAAUGAAGGCAAGAAGAAAAAAAUCGUAAAGACAUUCUGUUGGGUGAGUUGGUUAAUGAGUGCAAAAAUGGAAAAAAAAUCGUAACGCUAAAGGAACAAAGACAACAAAAGAAAAAGCACCCGUCCUGUUCUUCUGUAAUACUGUUCUUUCUGCAGGACUGUGUUUUUUACUGAUUGUUGAUCUCUGUCUCGCAUCCAGUAGAUCUGUUCUGAAUAGGGCUCACACAUACGCAACUUCAUCACCGUAUCCGGGUCAAGCGGAAAAAUUCUUACGCACUGGCGCUGUAAAGUCUCCCGCACAAACAGCAAUAACAGCUGCCAUCUAUGGCGUUGCUCAGAAGUUCUAACUCGAGGGUCUCACGAGCAGUAUUAAGUCACAAGUCACAACAGCCCAUGCUCUCAACUGGUUUAUCACUGCACUGCUGAGUUGAAAGGAGGAUGAGCCAUCUAAAACCGAAAAAGUGUCACAGGAAUGGGUUCUCGAUAAUGAUGCCGGCAUCGCGAUAACCCGUGAACGCUGAUACUUUCGUUGUUUCUCGUAGGGCAACGCAAAUCAUGAAUCUCCUGCGUGUCGGAGAGGUAUUGUGAUAGUUUAAUUGUCCGCCUCUGGAACAAGAAAAUGUACAGUGCGGGAGAUGACCGUUUGGUGCAGUUGAUUGCAACGCCACGGCGUCGAAACACAUGAAUGCAGCCUGCCGACGGUAAACAAAGAUAUGUUUUCUUUA